Molecule: messenger RNA, 642 nt
Organism: Schistosoma rodhaini
Lineage: Eukaryota; Metazoa; Platyhelminthes; Trematoda; Strigeidida; Schistosomatidae
Source: the annotation of a GenBank genome assembly
AUGGAGUCUAAAGAUAUUCUAAAUCGACUUCAUGGUUCUAAAGUGUUUUCGAAAGUUGACUUAAAAGAUGCUUAUCUUCAAAUCCCUUUAGAUCAAUCUUCAUCUAUUUUGACAACAAUUAAUAUUCCUUUCGCUUUGUUCAAAUACAACUUCCUUCCAUUUGACCUUAGUUGUUCUCCAGCUAUAUUUCAGGAAGUUAUGAGUAUGGUACUUAAUGAUCUUGAAGGUGUUGAAGUUCAUCAAGAUGAUUUCAUCGUUCAUGGUACUGAUAAGAUAGUUCAUGAACUGAGACUUAUUGCUUUAUUGCGUUGUUUAAUUGAGCAGAACAUUGCGGUGAAUCCAAAUAAGUGUUCAUUUUGUGCAUCCAGUUUCGAAUGCCUUGGAUACCUAGUUGAUGGUAAUGGUUUUAGACCAGAUAUGAAAAGACUAGCUCCGUUGUGUGUUUCACGCAAACUUACUGUUAACAAACAAGGUUAUUCACAAACUCAGAGAGAAGCAUUAGCUGUAUUUCAGGCUGGUAAAAGACUUCAUAAAUAUUUAUUUGGAAAGAAAUUCACUAUUGUUACUAAUCACAAAGCUCUGAAGUUCAUUUAUCAUCCUGAAAAAUUCUUAGCACGUUCCUCAGUUGUUAUGGUUCAAUGA